AUGUUGCGAUUAUUCAUUCUUUUGUGCGGUGUGUUAAUUCAAACGCAAAUUGCUUUCUCGGAAUCACCACCAAGAUGUGAAGCAGUGCCAUGUGCUGGUCCCGAUAGAUUUUGUGAAUACCAAAUCAACCCAGAAACGUGUGAUUGUGAGCCUUUUGUAUGCUGUUCCAUUCCUUAUUGUCCAAAUGGGUAUGAAGUUUGCGAUUCUUGUUCAAAUUGUAUAUGCAAAGAAGGAUGCCCUGAAGAACCAUGUGAACAACCUGCUGAUAUUUUCUGCUCAGCAACUCGUGAUCCAACAACUUGUGAAUGUCAAACUGUUUGCUGUUCAAUUUUUUGUCCAAAUGGAAUUGACUGGGACAACUGCACUUCAUGUUCUAAUUGUGCUUGCUUACCAAACAAAGUUUUGAAGUGCGAAGAAGUAAUGAAUGGUUAA
Messenger RNA from Clunio marinus, 432 nucleotides. Lineage: Eukaryota; Metazoa; Arthropoda; Insecta; Diptera; Chironomidae. The record is from the annotation of a GenBank genome assembly.